This is a messenger RNA of Plasmodium inui San Antonio 1, 1950 nucleotides long. RefSeq names its product dihydrolipoamide dehydrogenase. Bases 1 to 1950 code for a protein of 649 amino acids. The transcript is spliced from 2 exons. Gene Ontology annotation, cellular component: mitochondrion; oxoglutarate dehydrogenase complex. The record is from RefSeq and is a predicted model, not a curated record. Gene Ontology annotation, molecular function: dihydrolipoyl dehydrogenase (NADH) activity; flavin adenine dinucleotide binding. Lineage: Eukaryota; Apicomplexa; Aconoidasida; Haemosporida; Plasmodiidae.
AUGGUGGAGUGGACCUCCCAUGUGUAUUCCAAGUGUGGUCCAAAUGUGUUCCAAAUGUAUUCUCCUCCGCCCACCCCAACGACAUUGGCUCCAUUUCCACUUCUCAUUAGGCAGUCAAAUCAAGGGAGCCCUGUCCCACGAGGAAAAAAAACGAGCAACCUCUUUAUCAGGUGUAGCGGGGUGGGAAGAAGCAGGGGCAGCUCGGCGCCCCCAAGCGAGAGCCCAAUCAAUCGAAGCAGAUCAUUCAGAGUGAAGGGAAGUACGAAGGAUCAGCCGAUGAAACUGUGCACAGAACAAUACGACGUCGGGAUUCUGGGGUGCGGAGUCGGGGGACACGCUGCAGCAAUUAACGCAAUGGAGAGAGGAUUAAAAGUCAUCAUUUUCACAGGAGACCAAGACAGUAUCGGAGGGACCUGUGUUAACGUUGGAUGCAUUCCGAGCAAGUCACUGCUAUACGCAACGGGUAAGUACCGAGAGUUAAAGAAUCUAGCCAAACUGUAUACAUAUGGCAUUCACACCGACGCAUUCAGCAAAAAUGAAAAGAAAGAUCCAGUGGAGAGAAACCAGUUACUAGCGGAUAGUGUUCAUAUAGACAUCGGAAAGUUAAAGGAAUACACACAGAACGUUAUUAACAAAUUGAAGGGAGGAAUUGAAUACGGAUUGAAAAAUCAAAAAUUUUGCAAAAAUUCUGAACAUGUGCAGGUAAUUUAUGAACGUGGUCAUAUAGUGGAAAAAAAUAUUAUUAAGGGGGGGAAAAGUGGAAAGGAAUACAAAGUGAAAAAUAUAAUCAUCGCAACAGGGUCCACUCCAAACGUCCCAGACAACAUCGAAGUGGAUGAAAGAACUGUUUUUACUAGUGAUCAGGCAGUGAAGUUGGAAGGAUUGCAGAAAUAUAUGGGUAUAAUCGGCAUGGGAAUAAUAGGAAUUGAAUUCACCGAUAUUUACACAGCCCUGGGGUCGGAAGUUGUCUCCUUUGAUUACUCCCCUCAGUUGUUACCAUUGCUGGAUGCAGACGUGGCAGGCUACUUCGAUCGCGUGUUUAUUAAGUCCAAGCCGAUGCGUGUGCACCUGAACACGCGCAUUGAGUAUGUGCGUGCGGAUAGGGGCGGCCAGCAAGUCAUCAUCGGGCACAGUGAGAGAAACAGCGCGGAGGAGCCCACCUCAGAUCAUACCAACAAUGAGAUCAGGGAAACACGUGUCGACAGCUGCCUAGUGGCUAUUGGGAGGAAACCCAACACGAAUAACCUGGGGCUAGAGCAGUUACAAAUACAGACCAAUAGAGGGUACGUGUCGGUGGACGAACACCUGAGGGUGCAGAAAGAAGACCAGGGGGUAUAUGAUCAUAUAUUUUGCAUAGGGGAUGCCAAUGGGCGUCAGAUGCUGGCACACACGGCGUCGCACCAAGCACUGAAGGUGGUAGAUUGGAUAACAGCCAAGGGGGAAGGGGAACACAUAAGUGUCCACUCGAACCGUUCCCACAGCGAGUGGGCUAGUAAACCGAUCAUCUAUAGGAACAUCCCCUCGGUGUGCUACACCACCCCUGAAUUGGCAUUCGUGGGCCUCACAGAGAAGGAAGCGAAAAAGUUACACCCCCCAGAGAACGUCGGUACAGAGAUUUCAUUUUAUAAGGCGAACUCUAAAGUGCUCUGUGAACAUAACGACGUCAGCUUUGCGAAGGACUGGAAAAAUAAUCCAUACAACAAGGGAAGGUACAACUGUGUCGACAAUACCAGUGGCAUGGUGAAAAUUGUUUAUCUAAAGGAUAGCAAAGAGAUUCUGGGCUUGUUCAUCGUCGGUAGUUAUGCUUCCAUUUUGAUUCACGAGGGCGUGUUGGCUUUGAAUCUGAAGCUGUCCGCGAUUGACUUGGCACACAUGGUGCACUCGCACCCCACGAUUAGCGAGGUCCUGGACACGGCCUUCAAGGCCAUCGCGCGGGUGCGCACGCACUGA